Molecule: messenger RNA, 1053 nt
Organism: Caenorhabditis bovis
Lineage: Eukaryota; Metazoa; Nematoda; Chromadorea; Rhabditida; Rhabditidae
Source: the annotation of a GenBank genome assembly
AUGAAUUUCCUCAACUACACGUUCGAAGCCGAGGAAAAGGAGAUCGACGUGCUUCGUCCGCGGCUUUCCAACAAUGAGGUCAUCAAUAUCAUGAAAAUCGAGAUCUAUGCGUUUCUGAGCAUCGCGUUCAUCGCUUGCUCGGUGGUGACAUUCCCCAUCUACAACUACAUCUUUCGCCGCAAUCGUCAAGAGGAGCAAGACCUUCCCAAAUACGCGGUAAUCGACCAUUUCAAUAGCUGUUUGGCUGUUAUGCACUAUCCCAUCUACAUUUUGCCGAUUCUAUUCGUGCUACACUGCAUUCCAAGCGGUCUCAUUCAAACCACUGUGAAAGUAAUAUGCGCAAUGGGACUGUUUUUCCAAUAUUACACCGCUAUUAUUAUUGCAACGAGUGUCAACAUAACCCUCACGUUCCUCGCCAUUCAAAAGAUCGUAAUCUACUUCAAGCCGAGCUUAUUGGAUUCUGUAACACCGAAAGGGGGUCUUACAGUAUACAAGCUUGUGCGUAUUGUUGCGUACGGAUUCUUCACGAUUACUUAUGAUUUAGUCGACACUGUCUUCAUGAGCAGCUACAUCUUUUCAAGCAUGACAGUUUUAAUCAGCGCCGUUUUCUAUGCCACAAUUCUCAGAAAAGAGGGCAAAGACUGCAAGGUUUGGGAAUCGUCGACGGAAAAGUGCAUUCUCUACCAUACGAUGAUUUCAGCAUUCACAAAAAUUCUCGUGUUACCUGUGGCCGAAUCAAUUUGGUUUUUCGAUGAUAUCACUUCUAAGAUAUUCUACAGUAUCCUUGUUGUCGAAUACGCCCUAUUCCCGAUCAUCAACCAACUCUCCUAUUUCGCCUCAAACGAUUCCAACAAGAAACAACUCAUUCAUCUCGAAAACCGUAUCAUGCAACUAAUCUGUUUCCGUCGUCAAGCUCAACCGGAGAAUAUCGAAGUUCCAUCGAUCAGCAAUAUCAAUUAUCCCUACGAAGAGGAUGCCAGUGAACUUGAGAACCCCGGACGAAUCUCUGAAUCAAACCAAGUCGCUGUUAAUAUGAACUUCCAUAACAUCUGA